AGCUGUUUGCUUGUAAAAAAUAUUCUGAUUCGCCUUAUGCUUGUGUAAAUUGUAUUAGUCAAAAGCGAUUUCAAUUGUUAAAAAAUUCUGUCAGCAAUCUAGAUGUGAAAACUGUUCGGUCAACUUAGUUCAAAAGUGAAUAAAACAACGGAUUGAUACAGUAGCUGCCUAGUGUCCAGUCAGUGUUAGUUUAUAAUUGAUACUGUGCGAGUUGUAUAUGUACAUAUAUAUUUUCUGAUGGCGCCGACACCGCCCGUAAAGAUAAUAAUGAAAAACGACUGUGAUACAAAUCGCAGCACCGGCGCAGUACCCAAACAAGUAACAACAACCACACAAGGCGCAGCAUUGCCGGCAAAUCUCAAUAGAACGCCGUCAACGACGUCAACCAGAUCGAGUAGCAGUCGUGCUCGCAAUUCUUCCCUAAUCAAGCAGCAGCAGGAACAGCAGCAGAGGGAGCGGGACGAGGACAUUGCGGCGCGACUGCAACGCGGCACAUGCAAGACUCUAUACGAUCUGCUGGAGCGUGCCACAACUGCUAAAACCCAAUACAGCAGCCAGCAGCAAGAGCAACGCGAGGCGCUGCGUCAAUUGGCCGCGGAACAUAGUUACGAUCCAACAGAUCAGCUACAGGAACAGCAUCAUCGCUAUUGCUUUCCUGUACGUCCAGUGCAGCGAGUGCAGCAUCAGCAGCAGCCCCAGCCCCAGCCCCAGUCACAGCCACAGCCACAGCCCGUAGCAGCAGCUGUGCUGCGUCUGCGUCAACCAACGACACCGAAUGCCACAGUAGGCGUUGUCACACCCAACACGACCAACGGCAACGAGGAGCAACAGCCCACAAGCACUAGCAGCACGAGUGCAAUCGCCAGCAACUCCCAGGCGCCUACAGCUCUGCAAACUGUGGUUCAUCGUCUCUUUGGGGUCUCAGCGCAGAGCUCGACACGCUCGCAAAUCGAAGUGUUGCGCACUUUGCUCGGCUUGGAUGAGAACUGGAAUAGCGGCAGCGGACAACAACAGGCAGCAGGCAGUGUUAUCGAGUAUUUAAGCAGUAUGGUGCAUGAAAUCAAUCCCAGUGCCAGUGAAAAAGAUGAGGGCAUUGUCAAUUCGACAAGCUUGGAGGAUGUUGCAUUGAGUGAGAUGAGCGACAAUCGCGCCCAGUCCAUACAGUCACUGCACAGCGUUCUGGAGACACCAACACCAGAUACUACGCCCAGUUUUGAUGAGCUACAACAGCGGCUAGAUGCCUCCAAUCGCAAUAUGCAACACUUGCAGGAUGAGCAGCAGAAGCUGCGACAUAUACAAAACAUGGCCAAAACGCAUCUCAACGAAAUGGAGCAGCUGCGUCAACACAGCGCACAUCUUGCGCAUAACGGCAACGGCGAUGCGCCCAACUAUGAAUCUGUACAGCAGGUGCAGGACGAUAUGGCUUCGCUUGUGGGGCGCAUGAAGAAUCUCACGGCUUUUAUACACAAUCAAAACGAGCUAAGCAGCGUGCUGGGCGACGAUGGCCCAGAGAUUUUGGCCGAGCAGCAGGCGCUGCAGGAGAAACUUGAAUCAUUGCGUGCGCAGCGAGAGGACAUGCGCGAAUUGGUCAAUGAGCUAACCAGCAUCAAUCGAAAGGCCAAAGAGCGGGUGCAGGCGGUUCGUGCCGCCAGCCAGGAGACGAGCACCCCAAGAGAGGAGACACCCCCAAAGCAGCAGCAGCAGCAGCAGCAGCAACAGGCUAAACCCACAAAUGAGCGUAUCGUCCCAGUGGAAUAUCAACGCAAUGUUCCCAUUUUGCGGCAGGAGGCAGUCAAUGCAGCUCAGCGUGCUCAACACGCUCAGAAUAUGAUUGAUCAGAAAACGGCGGACAUUGAGGCGUUGAAGGCACAAAUGAACAGGCUGAAGAGCAUGCUGAAUACCGUUAAUCAGAUUGAAGCCGGCACGUCCGACAUCGGCGAGACCUUGGAGCGUCGCAGCGUUGAGCGACCCGAAGAACGACCUCGGGACAUUUCGCAGCGUGUGCAGGCAUUAGACGGCGUUAGCUCGGAGCUGCGCGCUGAGGCAGCCACAUUGCAGCAGGAGCGCGAUCGCAUUUCUGCACUGAAGGCUGAAAUAGAGCGACGCCAGAGGCAGGCAGCAGCUGCGGUACAGAUGGGAGACGAGGCGCUGCAGCGUCACAGCCUGACUCCAACGCCCCUUCGACAGCGUCCACAAGAUGAUGAGCAGGAGGAGGAAGAGGACGAAGAGAAGGAGGAUGAAACAAAAAGGCGAAUUCAGUUGCAAACGCGCAAUGAGUUGCGGGCACAAUGCGAGAAAUUGCGACAGGAAUAUGAGAAGAAGCAACGCGAGUAUGAAGCACAUUUUAUGAACAGCCAUGGCACCAACAACCACAAUGGGGGCAACAACAACAACAACGACAACACCAACACAACUUCGGAGGCUGAUGAUGAGGGCAAUGAUGACACCGACAGCGAUAGAUAUUUUACACAAUUGCGCGCUUCAUCUUCGGCUACUUUAAAACGAACUGCCUCGACCAUUACCGUUGUGGAGAAACAGCAACAGCAGCAGCAGCAACAACUGCAGCAGCAACAGCAGCAGAUGCUGCAGCAGCAGCAGCAGCAGCAACAACAAGAACAACAGCGACGAACACAACUCAAGCAGCAACAACAACAUACGCCCAAUGCUCACUCCAUGUCAAACAAUGAAGACGAUCUGAAUCUAACGAUUGACAGCCUCUCCCUGGGCAACGAUAGCAUACCGUCGAGCAGCACUAGGUCCCAGUAUAUGCCGCCGCCAAUGGCACCCGUUCAAGGCAUGUGGAACACGCAUAGUACGGCCAACACUUGGCACUCGCAGCCUGGCUAUCUGCCAGCAACGCCAACAGGUGCUCCAGUUGCACCGGGCGUCGCUGCUUCCUCGCAGGCUUCGAGUGUCAACCAAACGCCCGACGCAGUGCUCUUGCAGCAGUUUAUGCAGACCCAGCAGAUGCUCAUCAACUCAGUCUGCCAGUGCAAUCAGACCUUGUGGCAUCAGCAGCGUGAAAUUGACAGUCUCAACAGUCAGAUACAUUCGUUGCAGGAACGUUUGAACGCAUCGUGCCAAGAGCACGCCUAUAGUCUGCGCUCGGAGUCCGUUCCGCCUAUCGCUGGCGGUCUGGCGCCAAACAACCUGUGUCUGGGCGCCAGCGCUCGCGCCCAGUCGGAGCAACUAUAUAAUUUCGGCUCCUCGCAUCAGAGCGCCUUUAGCAACUAUCAGCGCAGCACUCAUCGCAACAAUAUCUACAGCGGCAGCGAUCCGCAUCAGGCGCAGACCUAUUUGAACAAUGCCGCGCCACCGCCACCACCGCCACCGCCCACGCACUACAACAAUGAGACGCCGCUGUCGCCGCUCUCGUAUCGCCCCACUCCGGCGCCCAUAUUCAUGAAUCAUCACAACAACACCAUACACCAGAAUAACGCCAACUUGCGCACCCAGAACCAGCAUGCGAACAAUUUGCAUUCGCUGCCGGAGGAUGCGGUGCCGCCACCCACUCUGAACAACCAGGUGCCGCCGGGCAACCGGGCGAACAACUAUUGGGAUAACUUCCGAAGCUAUACACGCCAGAAUCUGCUAUCUAACAAAAGCAACGAGGAACUCAAUGUGGAGCACCAAUAUCGCCAGAUACAACGCCAGCGCCAGCGUCCUAGCUAUUUUCAGACGCAUCUGCCACACACUGCACGCGGCUCCACCAGCAGCAUACUGCUACAGCAGCAGCAGCAGCAACAACAGCAACAGGCUCAGUCACAUCGUCACUUCUAUGAGACAACACCUCAGCAGCCGCAACCGCAACCGCAGCAACAGCAACAGCAGCAGCAACAACAUUUGCUCAACGGCAGCAGCAGCAACAAUUUGAACAACAGCAGCAGCAGCAAUCACGACUGGCGCAAUAACGCCCAUGGUGAAGAGGAGGAUGUGGAGGAGGAAGAUAAUAAUGAUUCCUCAAUAUUCGGCAGCAGCGGAGGCAGACGGCGCAAUCGCCGGCGUCCAAUGCCAACGCUGCGCAACGAGGAGACUUCCUUGCAGGAGCUAACGGCUGGCUCGUCCAAUUUCUUCAACAUGAAUGUGAACAGUCCUCUGUAUCAGCGCAACAAAGUGCCGGCUAAGCCGACCACGUCAGCGGUGUCUCUAACACCGUUGCAGCAGCGCCAUCUGCGCUUCGAUUUCGAGCUGCCUGCUCAAUACAUGGACUAUGAGCUACCAGAGCCGCAGGCGAUGCAGGCUCCGCCUGCUGCUCCGGUGUACAAUGUCACAGCACAGGAGUCCGUCGUGCCAGAGGAAUCCAAUGCGGUGCUGGAACAAGGCACAGAGGAGACUGCUUCAGAGGAACUGAAUCGCAAUUUGCUGGUAAAUGCAUUGAAAAAUGAUAAAUUUACCACAAAGUUCUACGAGUCGAUCAAGGAGGAUGUCUACAGACGACUUGAAACUCUCUUCGAACAGCAGCAACAACAGCAGCAACAGUUGCAGCAGCAGCUAGGGGAACAGCAACUGUACAAUGAAGUGCAUAGCCUGCGCAAGACCCUCAACCAGGGUCAGGCGCCUAGUGCCCCUCCGGCAGAGAACGCCGUUGCAAACGAGUCAACAGAGGCCACGGAGAGUGGCACUGAGUCGCCCCAGGCUCAAUCUGUCAGCGACCGGCCUGAGGACGACAAUAGUCUGCCAUUGCAGGUAAUGGCAACGGCAGCUGCUGCUGGGGCAGCAACUGCAUCUACAUCUGCAGCAGCAGCAGCAGCAGCAGCAGCAGAAGGCGCUUCAGGAGCUGAAUACGCAGAGGCAGCUGGCGUUGGUCCCGCACCGUUGGACAACGAUGAUCAAAUCAUUGAGGUGGUCAUUGAACGACCCGGCACGCCUCCAUCGGCUAGUCUUGACCUAUCGCCGGAUCACGAGCUUAUUGAGUACAUAAUCAAACGCAUACGCAACCAGACGCAUAACAACACAAUCAUCAACGAUUCACUGCUGGCUGAGGUCUCCAAGCUGACGGCAAAUGCGGCCCAAAACUCGGCCGCCAGCUGGACGCCAAAUGCCGUCUCGCCGCUCAUUUCGCCCAAGCGCUUUUAUGCUAAGAUUAAGAAGUUGGACGUGCCAAGGCAGCGCGACGAGUUCUUGCUUUGGUAUCGCACCUAUCUGGAGCAGCUCUUUGUGGUAGAGCAGCAGUCAGCCGACACCGGCAGCAUGCCCAUAACGAAAAGUAAGGAGCUGAAAGCUCAUUCCAAAAAGCAGGUCAAUAAACGCGUGCGUGCUCAGUCGAACUCGCAGGAUUCCAACAAUGAUGCCGACCUAGCCGAGGCAGACCAGAAGAAGGUUACGCUAAACGGGGGCGAUACAGAGUGCGAGAACAAUGAGAAUCCGGAGGAGGAGGCCAGCGCAGCGGCAGCUCAAGAAACUCAGAAUAUCAGUUUAGAUUAAAUCGAGUAAAAUUAGUUAGUUAUUAGAUCACUAGACGGGACCCACCCAGUCAACAUUCCCAGCCUAUCCGUAUACAUGUGCAUAUAUAUAUGCAAUUAUAUACUCAUAUAUACAUAUUCCAUAUGACAUACCUAUAUGAACUAACAAAAUUAGUUACUAGCCGCAAUGGGCGGCCCAUUUUCGACUUUGUUUUUAUUUUGUAUUAAAUUAUAAAUGUACA
Molecule: messenger RNA, 5644 nt
Organism: Drosophila navojoa
Lineage: Eukaryota; Metazoa; Arthropoda; Insecta; Diptera; Drosophilidae
Gene: cmb
Product: combover
Source: RefSeq, a predicted model, not a curated record